AUGGCUCCAUCUGAGGAAUAUAUCCUCAACAAUUUCCUCACUUCCCCAUCGCCACUGCCUAGGAUUAUAUCCCUUGAAAGAUUUGCGGAGCUAUUUCCCAGAAAAUUACGGUCUCAUCCGCAGAUUAGGACCCUCUAUCGUGAGCUGCAGCAUAUCCGGGCUCAGGACAUUGCUUUGGUCAAAGAAAAUAUCGAGAGGGAGGUCAAAACUGGAGAGAAACAAAAGGAAGAGCUCCGGCAAGCCUCUGCUAAUAAAGGAGUCUCGAGCUUGAGUGCACGGGAUAAAAUGGAGAUAGAUAUGGACAUCCAAUUAUUCGGUCAGCCUUCUGCCAAGCAACAGGAAGGUGUUUUCACUCUUGAGACCGUGCUCCCAGAGAUGCAACGUGCUAUAGCUGCGAUGGAAGAAGAGAUUGAGACUACUCGACAAGAAUACUCUACCAUUUUAUCGGAGGUUACUACUAUAGUCGGGGAGCUUAGCGAUUUACGAUACGGCAAAUUCAGUACAUUUCCAGGCUCAAAUGACACGGUGGCUGACGAAGUGUUGAAAGGAUUGAGCAAUCUUGAAGACAUAUGCAACUCCUCUAUUAAAUGA
This is a messenger RNA of Uncinocarpus reesii 1704, 591 nucleotides long. RefSeq lists its product as uncharacterized. The coding region runs from base 1 to 591 and encodes 196 amino acids. Lineage: Eukaryota; Fungi; Ascomycota; Eurotiomycetes; Onygenales; Onygenaceae. Gene Ontology annotation, biological process: chromosome segregation. The transcript has a single exon. The record is from RefSeq and is a predicted model, not a curated record. Gene Ontology annotation, cellular component: Mis6-Sim4 complex; kinetochore.